UUUAUUUCUAAAUAAUACGUAUAACUAAAUUAUACAAAGAUCUGUGAACUACACUGUCUUUAAAAUGAGAUUAUAGGUGAAUAUUACAUAUCAUUUAUAAGCCGGAUGUAGCAGGUCGAGUUGUCAGAAGCAACGUAAACAUGUCGGGCCUCCUGGAACCAACUUUGUACAUCAUCAAGGGCAUUGCCAUCCUUGACAAUGAUGGGAACAGGUUGCUCGCAAAGUACUACGACCCAAACGUCUUCCCAACAGUAAAGGAAGAGAAGAAAUUUGAAAAGAAUCUCUUCCAGAAAACACACAGAGCCAAUGCAGAGGUCAUCAUGCUGGAUCGUCUUACCUGUGUCUACCGCUCAAAUGUUGACCUUUUCUUCUAUGUCAUGGGCUAUUCACAUGAAAAUGAGCUCAUAUUGGUGUCAGUGUUGAGUUGUCUCUAUGAUGCAGUCUCAGCCAUCUUGAGAAAAAAUGUAGAAAAGCGGACUCUGUUGGACAAUCUUGACAUUAUUAUGUUGGCUGUAGAUGAGAUCUGUGAUGGAGGAAUUCCUUUGGAGACCGACGCACAAGUUGUUAGUCAGCGUGUAGCACUAAGGCUGGAGGAGAGCCCAUUCAACGACCAGACUGUCACACAGCAAGUGCGCCAGAAACUCGAGUCCACAACAGGCGCGGUUCUUCAGUCUGCCCGUGAACAGCUGAAGUGGUCGCUGCUCAAGUGAUGAAGAGACCGCCAGAGGAAAAAUUGAAGAGAACCACGUGGAUAUGAAUGUGUAUAUUCAUUUGGUCCUGUUAUUUUGACUUAUAGAUUUAUGGGGGUGUUUUAAGUGGCUGUAUUCUUUAUAAGGAGUUAUGUUGUUAUUGAAGAAUGUGUUUUGAUUUCAGUUUCAUGAAGGUAGAAGGAAAAGACAUAUAGAGACAUUUGAGAAGAUGUGACGCCUAUGAUUUUUAUGUAUUAUAUUUAUUUUGUUUAUGAAUAUAAUUUUAGUAUGAUUUCCCUUCUUCCUCAACUAUAUGAACUUUUUAAAUACAUUAGAAAUAUAAUAGUGAUGAUGUAGAUACGUUACUGUCUUGAAAUUUGUAGUUCAAACAUUAAAUUGUAGUUGUAGGAACUAUUAUUUCAUGUUGUGCAGAAAAUUCUUAUUUACUGAAGGUAUUUAUACCAACAUCUUUACAUAAAAGAACAACUUAAUAUAAUAAAAAUGAACCAGUGAAACCAUGUUUUAGCAGGAUGUUUAUAAAAUCUGUCCAGUAAAAUUUUCUAUGAAAUCAAA
Messenger RNA from Penaeus monodon (black tiger shrimp), 1262 nucleotides. It is a transcript of the gene zetaCOP, whose product is annotated as coatomer subunit zeta-1-like. Bases 141 to 710 code for a protein of 189 amino acids. Lineage: Eukaryota; Metazoa; Arthropoda; Malacostraca; Decapoda; Penaeidae. Gene Ontology annotation, biological process: intracellular protein transport; intra-Golgi vesicle-mediated transport; retrograde vesicle-mediated transport, Golgi to endoplasmic reticulum. The record is from RefSeq and is a predicted model, not a curated record. Gene Ontology annotation, cellular component: COPI vesicle coat. The transcript is spliced from 6 exons.